AUGAAUGUCUGCGUCGGGAGCACGGCCUUCGCCUUCGCGCUCUACAAGCACCAGAAGGAGCACUUCGAGCAGCUCGAGGACGAGCGCGAGGCGCGCUUCCACAAGGAGUACGACCUCACGCUGGACCGCAUCAACGCGACGAAGCCGGAGACGCUCCUCGACGCCCUGUCCUGGUACACGCGGGCCCUCGAGGCCGAGGCGAAACAGGCGGGUGUCUCCGACCCCACGCGCGACGAGCUCGCGGACGAGUGGCUCCGGCGGAAAUUGCGUCCCAAGGAGGACCUCGCGCUGGGCGUGCGGGGCAUCCCCGACGCGGCGCGCGCCGACGAGAACCGAGCGCAGUUAAAGCGCAUGUGGACGUCCGUGCGGCGCCUCUACGCCAAGUACCCGAACAUCGCGCACGGCCGCGACGAGAUCAAGGUCGACCUCGACGACGGCGUCGCGCGGUCGACGCUGCUCCACCUCGAGCCCCUGGACAAGGCGCUCUGCCGCGCGACCCCGAGCUGCGACUGGACGCGCGACUGCGACCCGAUCUACGCCUUCAUCCGCUCGCAGUGGGGCGUCCCGGACGCGUGGCCCGGCGAAGACGACCACGUCUCCGACCUCGCCGAGCCCCGGUCCCGCGUCGCCGUCGCCAUGUCCCGCGCCGCCAAGGGCGGCGGCAACCGGUACCGGCGCGCGACGAUGGCGCGGCCGCCCGGCGCGUAG
Messenger RNA from Aureococcus anophagefferens, 708 nucleotides. RefSeq lists its product as hypothetical. The record is from RefSeq and is a predicted model, not a curated record. Bases 1 to 708 code for a protein of 235 amino acids. Lineage: Eukaryota; Pelagophyceae; Pelagomonadales; Pelagomonadaceae. The transcript has a single exon.